Messenger RNA from Crotalus tigris (Tiger rattlesnake), 3401 nucleotides. It is a transcript of the gene LGSN, whose product is annotated as lengsin, lens protein with glutamine synthetase domain. The record is from RefSeq and is a predicted model, not a curated record. Gene Ontology annotation, molecular function: glutamine synthetase activity. The coding region runs from base 90 to 2399 and encodes 769 amino acids. Gene Ontology annotation, cellular component: membrane; cytoplasm. The transcript is spliced from 4 exons. NCBI's taxonomy places the organism in Eukaryota, Metazoa, Chordata, Lepidosauria, Squamata, Viperidae.
UCUUCAUUAUAAACACAUCUAUAAAUUCUGGGGACACUUUUCCAGCUGAAAUCACAGAGGGAGGCAAUCAAAAUGUGUAGUUGCAGAAGAUGGAGAAAGACACCGUCAGCUAUCAGACGUCUGCUGGAGCUGACCAUGAGGAAACUGAUGGCAACCGUAUUUGUGGAUUGAGUAGCAAACAAAGAAACAAGAUUAGUGGGACACAGCUCUCGGCAGCAGAACAUGAAACAAUGGAGGCGUCUCUUGGUGCAAACUCUUUUAAUCAAGGGAUAUGGGAGCCGUAUGUAGAUAAACCUCCUCAAUUUCAGGAAGCAGGUGAGACCCUCCCCAAAGAUUUCCAGGUAAAAGAAGGCUUAUCACAUAACCAAGAAGAAUCGUGCAGAGAUCACUCAGAAGAUUGCAGGGGUAUAGAAUCCUUUGGCCGAAAAGAUCAAACAUUUGAAACAGACAUAGAGAGCAAAGAUGAGCACCUGGGUUGGCUAGACACAAGGAGAAGCGAGGAGACCUCUGAAAUAGCAUCAUACGAAGAUAAAACUUGCUCAAUGCGGGAUGGGAGUAAGUUCCACCCAACAGAGGAAAUGGACGGGGAUCAUCCUAGAGAAACCCAGGAAAAAGAAGAGAGCAAAGACAUGUCUGUUUUGGAGCCUGGCAGUCCCAACCAAGCUUUGCAAGAGUUUAAGAGUGCAUUGAAUGAGAGUCCCUUGUUAAGCAACUGGACCUGGGACAGCAGUGAACUCAGGGCUACCUCUUGCCAUGCACUUCUGAAGUCUAGGGAGGAACAAUGUCAAUGUAUCGAAAUUCUUCCCCCUCAUUUAGGAGACAUUGACCAGAAAGUUCCCAAUGUGCACAUGCAUGGAUCAGGGCAAGGAGGAAAGCCCCAACUGGGUUACAAUUCUGCUGGGUUGGAGAAACAGCCAUCAAAAGGGGAUGAUUUGGAGCAGGCCGUUGGGAGUCAACGGACCCCUUUUCCAAAGGUGGUCAAAGCUCCACCUACUAACUUUGAGCCCACAUCUGAAAAAGAAUCCAGAAGAGAUUCCAGUGGGAAGAAAUUGGGCAGUGACGAUUUUCUUCACUUCUCCUCUGAGAUAGAGCACAUCGAGGAACAGAUGGCAAGGGACAAUGUCCACUUUGUCAGAUUUGAAACCAUAGAUAUCCACGGUGUAUCAAGAUCCAAGAGCAUCCCUUCUCGGUUUUUCCGGACCAAAGCAAUCCAUGGGGUUGCCAUGCCAAAAGGCUACCUUGAGCUGACCCUGAAUCUGAGGGACCGUGAGCCAGGCCAUGUUCCUACAAGCAGUUUUAACUGUGACAUUAUCCUGAGACCCGAUUUAUCAACAUUCCGGAUUUUGCCAUGGGCAGAACAAACAGCAAGAGUGAUCUGUGAUCCCUUUAUGGUGAUGGGUAAUCCUCUCUUGACCUCACCCCGGCAUAUUGCCAAGCAGCAGUUGAGCCAGCUCCGGGAUAACGGUUUUGCGCUGUAUUCAGCCUUCACUUACGAAUUCUGCGUCUACGGCAUCGCUGAAAUUGUCAAUUCAAAGACCAUCUCUUUUCCCGCUGCCACCCUACUCAGCAAUCAUGAUCAGUCCUUCAUCCAGGAACUCAUGGAUGGCAUGUAUCACGCUGGGGCAAACAUUGAAAGCUUCUCAUCCUCCGCUGGGCCUGGCCAGAUGGAGAUCUCUUUUCACCCAGAGUUUGGCCUGGGUGCAGCAGACAGUGCCUUCACUUUUCGGACAGGCAUUAAAGAAGUAGCCAAAAAGUACAAUUAUAUUGCCAGUUUUUUCACUGAAGAUGGAUCCUAUAAUUCUGGUAUUCUGACCCAUAGCCUUUGGGACAGCAGCAGACGGUAUAAUUUGUUUGCUUUGGGUUCUGGAGUCCCAGAGCUGACUGAAAUAGGGAAGAAUUGGCUGGCUGGGCUACUGAUGCAUUCUGCAGCUCUCAGCUGCCUGAUGGCCCCCACUGUCACCUGCCGCAAAUGCUACAGUGGGUGUAGCAAAGGCUCCAAAGAGGCUGUGAUUGCCAAGGGAGCAUGGAAUGACAACAGCUGUGCAUUUAACAUCCAAAAUCAUAGUGAUAAGGGGACCUGGAUAGAAAAUCAGCUGGGCUCAGCCACAGCCAACCCUUACUUGGUACUCUCGGCUACGAUUGCCGCAGGUCUGGAUGGGGUAAAGAAAAAGCUCAUGUUCCAGGAGGCCUCAGGGAAGAUCCAGAGCUCCACUCUGACGAAAGCAGGCUUGAUCCCUCUGAAGCUGGAAGAUGCUCUUGUGGCUCUCCAAGAAGAUGAGUGCAUCAGGGAAGCACUGGGGGAUUAUUUUGUCCAGUACUUUGUCAACAUAAAGCAAUAUGAGGUGGAAACUGAGGAAAUGGAUGCAGAAAGGAAUAAGUUUUUGGAAUAUUUUAUCUAGUGUGAAGAUGAGAUUGGAGUGUUAAUAGAAGCUAAGCAAUGCAGCUGUGGAUCAGGAAGUCUCUAGAUCACAUUUCUUUCAUAAGUGAUCUUUUUAAGUGACUUUAAGGAACUCUGUCUUUUUCUUUCUUUUUCUUAUAAACUGCAGUACACCUAAUAAAGUUGCAGGUAGCAAUGAACUGAUUUACUGUAAAUGGUAUUACAAAAAUCUUGAGAUCAUAGUGUACAUUAAGUUUUAGUAGAAUAUUAGUUUCCUAUAGCCUUUUAUUUGAAUAUAGGUUAUUUUGCAUGAAACUGUUUUUCCUGGAGACUCCAGAUCACGGGUAGCAAACUCUCCACCUUACGUGACGUGUGGCGAUGUAUCAUGACUUGUUUUGCAUUGCCGGAGCUGGGUGGGUGUGGCCUCAGCAUGAUGCAACCGGCCUGUGGGCCAGCAGUUUGAUACCUCUGCUCCAGAUCAAUCUACAAGUCCUUUUGUUAUAUAGAUUUCAGCUGCAAUCAGCUUCUUGUUUUCCUCUGAUUAAUUUCAAAUUGGGAGGGAGAGAAUAUUACCUUACAGCAUGCCAUGAAAAGAGACUAAUCUAUUUCCUCUCUCAAAUAAUCAAAGCAAACCUUUCUCCCUGGCUAGGAAAUAAGGCUCCGUAGUUGUUUUUUUUUUAAAUAUUUGGUUGGUCACAUAGUCAGCCAAAUGUUUAGACUGAAUCUGGCAUUUGUGACCACUUUAUUGAGUCCUGGGAUAGAUAGAGGCUGUUGUUCUUUUAUGGUGUUACAGUUAUAGUUGCAGGAUGUAAGCUGUUCUGAAUAAAGCUGCCUUUUGCAAUUGACUGAAAAGGAUUUUGUCAAUGCCGAUAGUGUUCAAAUGGUGCUUCAGUAGUUUUGGGUUUGCACCCAAGGUUCCUAUUACUAUUGGUAGUAUCCAGUGGUGGGAUUCAGCCAGUUUGCACUAUUUCGGCAGAACUGGUAGCUAAUUUUUUGUUGCCCAGGCUCAGAAUAGACUUCUGGA